AGAAUAGUGAAACGGAAACCUAAAAAAAUCCCAUUCCUUCUUCUUCUUCUCGUUGUUCUUCUAUGCUACCUUCUUCAACCUCAAAAUUCCCCAUUUCCUCUCCGUUUUCUUCUCCCUUUUUCUUUUCCGUCAUGACCCUUUUUCUCUUUUCCCCUUUCUUCAUCAUUCUCUUCUUCUUUGCUUCCCCUUUCAUCACCGCUUCUGACCCAUCCACCAUUUACGACCAUCUCCACCUUUAUGGCCUCCCCAUCGGCCUCCUUCCAAAGAAUAUCACUAAAUUUUCAAUUGAUUCUUCCACUGGCCGUUUUCAGGUCUUCCUUGAUCAACCCUGUAAUGCCAAGUUUGAGAAUGAGGUUCACUAUGAUUUCAACGUCUCUGGCAGGCUCUCCUACGGCCAGAUUGCUGAAUUGGCUGGAAUUUCUUCCCAAGAGCUCUUUCUUUGGUUCCCUGUUAAGGGAAUUCGUGUAGAUUUGUCCACUUCUGGUUUAAUUCAUUUCGACGUCGGCGUUGUUGACAAGCAAUUCUCUCUUUCCCUCUUUGAGUCCCCCAUUGAUUGCACGGCGGCUGAUCCGGUUGAUCGAUCCAUCGCCUUCAAUGCUGCCUCUCUUGAUAUGGAUCGUCCUCUUUCGACGAAGGAAGACCAAAGACAUAAUCCCCAGCUUGAAGUCAGUGAACUAAGGGCAUCAUCAUAGAUUAGCAAUCAAGAAAUGCUGUGGAUUUUGUUUCGAGAGAGUCUCGCUUCGCUGGUCCAGUAAACCAUAGAUUUUCUUCUACUAUUUGUGGAUUGCUUUUGUUAUGUACAGUCUUUGUUUCCUUGUAGUUAUAUCUGAUGGGGGUAAAAGAGGCAUAUUUUUUUUCGUAUAAAGAGUUCACAAAAAUAUUUCACCUCUAAUCCCUCAACUAUAUACUAAUAUAGCCUAAUUUAAGCAAGGAGAUUGUUGCUUGGGUCGGCUUUCAAAAAUCUAAUAGUUUAGUAUAAUUUAGUGAUUGUCUCAUCUGUCGCAAGUGUUUUUUUUUUCUUUUUUCUUCUCUCUAUAUGAAGUAUAUUACUGCUUCUGGCUGUGUUUGGUUUUAGCUACUCACGUAAAGAAGUGUUUUUUUUUUUUUUUUUUUGUCUUGUUAUUUUAGUCCUACGUUCAGGCUUGUAAAUUGUACAUUGCGAAAGUGAACUUUCUAGUAGUUACAGAGAAUUUACAUA
Molecule: messenger RNA, 1198 nt
Organism: Cucumis sativus (cucumber)
Lineage: Eukaryota; Viridiplantae; Streptophyta; Magnoliopsida; Cucurbitales; Cucurbitaceae
Exons: 2
Coding region: 63-692 (209 amino acids)
Source: RefSeq, a predicted model, not a curated record